Molecule: messenger RNA, 528 nt
Organism: Drosophila mauritiana
Lineage: Eukaryota; Metazoa; Arthropoda; Insecta; Diptera; Drosophilidae
Product: protein Turandot A1
Exons: 2
Coding region: 61-450 (129 amino acids)
Biological process (GO): immune system process
Source: RefSeq, a predicted model, not a curated record
UACCAGGCUGCUGGGAAAUCAUUCCGGUUUGCCUCAGCGUUCCAAAAAGUCAUAACCAAAAUGAAUUCUUCAACUGCUCUUAUGUGCUUUGCACUGCUGCUGAUUAGUCCUCUAUGCAUGGGCUAUUCCGACGAAGAUCGUGAAGCUGACAGCCGUAGAAUUGCUGAAAUUAUCCAAAACGCCCAGGACGAUGACUCCAAAAUCAACAGCACCCAGGAACUACUCGACAUCUAUAGGCGUUUAUAUCCCAGUUUGAGUCUUGAGGAUCGGGAGAAUAUCGAUAAGUUCGUCAACGAGCAUACGGAUGCCAUUGUAAUCGAUGGAGUUCCGAUUCAGGGAGGUCGAAAGGCGAAGAUCAUUGGAAAGAUUGUAUCUCCAGCUGCGAAGGGUCUUGCAGUUGGAUUCUUUGAGGAACUGGGUUCCAAGAUUGCUCAAUUAUUCACUGGUUAAUAUUGAUUUAUUAUUUGUGUGAAAGAAAGAAAAUAGCAACAAGACAUAUAAGAAAGCCAAUUAAAUAUUGACAUCUAA